GGCUGGCAGGCUCUCGUGCCCUGUCUCGGCCAAAAUGGCGGCGGGGGCGGCAGCAGCGGCGGCGGCGGCGGUAGCCCGGCUGGAGGGCCGCGAGUUCGAAUACCUCAUGAAGAAGCGCUCGGUGACCAUCGGGCGCAACUCCUCGCAGGGCUCAGUGGACGUGAGCAUGGGCCACUCCAGCUUCAUCUCCCGGCGGCACCUCGAGAUCUUCACUGCCCCGCCCGCCCAGGCCCCGGCCGUUGCCAAUAACAGCAGCAGCAGCACCAAUGCCUCAGCCGCCGCCGCCGCCGCCGGGCCAGGCCCGCAGUCCCAAGCCCCCCACCCCGCCCCCACGGCUUCCUCCGGCGGCGACUUCUACCUGCGCUGCCUGGGCAAGAACGGCGUCUUCGUCGACGGAGUGUUCCAGCGCCGGGGGGCGCCGCCGCUGCAGCUGCCCCGAGUGUGUACAUUCAGGUUUCCCAGUACAAACAUCAAGAUUACAUUUACAGCUUUAUCCAAUGAGAAAAGAGAAAAACAGGAGUCCCCACAGUCCCCAGUGAAACCUGUACAACUCCAGAUAUCUCCCCUAACAAUAAACAUUCCAGACAACAUGGCUCAUCUGAUCAGCCCCCUACCUUCUCCUACAGGAACCAUCAGUGCUGCAAAUUCCUGCCCAUCUAGUCCUCGUGGCGCAGGUUCUUCAGGGUACAAAAUGGGUCGUGUAAUAUCAUCUGACCUACAUCUAAUGGCUGAUAACUCACAGUCAGAAAAUGACAAAGAAGCAUCAGGGGGAGAUAGCCCAAAGGAUGACUCAAAGCCACCUUAUUCCUAUGCACAACUAAUAGUACAAGCAAUUACCAUGGCACCUGAUAAGCAACUUACACUAAAUGGAAUCUAUACGCACAUAACUAAAAACUAUCCUUACUACAGGACAGCAGACAAGGGCUGGCAGAAUUCAAUACGUCACAAUCUUUCUCUGAAUCGCUAUUUCAUCAAAGUACCACGUUCCCAGGAAGAACCAGGCAAAGGCUCCUUCUGGAGGAUAGAUCCUGCCUCUGAAAGCAAAUUGAUAGAGCAGGCUUUUAGGAAAAGGCGGCCGAGGGGAGUACCUUGCUUUAGAACCCCACUGGGACCUCUCUCUUCUAGAAGUGCCCCAGCUUCCCCUAAUCAUUCUGGGGUUUUAUCUGCUCACUCAAGUGGUGUGCAGACCCCAGAGAGUCUGUCAAGGGAAGGGUCUCCUGUCCCAAUGGAGCCUGAGCCUAACACUAUUCAGCCAAAAUUAGCAGUAAUACAAGAAGCACGGUUUGCACAGAGUGCCCCAGAAUGUAUGCUUUACCACCGAGCUCCUGGCCUUCCAUGCUUAAAUAUGGGUUCUGUGAUGGGAAAAGGAUCACCCUUAUCUAGCCAGCCUGUUUUAAUUACUGUACAGAGGCAGCUACCCCAAACGUUGAAACCUGUCACAUAUACUGUUGCUACUCCUGUGACAACAUCAACAUCCCAGCAGCCUGUAGUACAGACGGUUCAUGUUGUUCAUCAAAUCCCAGCUGUGUCUGUCACUAAUGUGACUGGAUUAGCACCAGCAACUACUUACACUGUAGCUGGACAAGCAGUGGUCACCCAAGCAGCAGUGGUCACCCAACCAAAGGGUGAACUUCAAGAGAAUGGAGAUCACAAUGACUUGAAAGUUAAAGUGGAACCGAUACCAGCCAUUAGCCAUACAACUCUAGGAGCUGCUAGUCGGAUCAUUCAGACAUCUCAGACGACACCCUUACAGACAGUUACUCUAGUACAACAAACACCUCUAGGUCAACACCAGCUACCAAUAAAAACUGUCACCCAGAACGGAACACACAUAGUACCCAUCACCACAGCAAUUCAAGGUCAGGCCAACAGUGCUGCCGCAAGUCCUCUCCAUAUGUUAGCAACCCAUGCAUCUGCAUCAGCUUCACUUCCAACGAAACGCCAGAAUGGAGACCAGUCUGAACAGCAAGAAUUGAAACGUAUCAAAACAGACGACGGAGAAAGCAUAGUUAUAGCUGUGAAUGUUGAAACCCCACCAGUGGCAGUGAGUGAACACAGCGGCCAGAACUAGGAGGAAUCUUUCUUUUUAAAAUAAUGCUCCAUGGUGCCAAAAGGAGACAUUUUAACACCCAUAAUAUUGAACAUUUCCCCUUAUGGUGGGGAUAGGGGCCCUGUGACUUCAACUUUCAGCACUGAGAAACACAGGUGGCCUUAGGACUCCUUAAUUUAAACCACGCCCCGCAACCACAUCCACAGAAGACGUGUGAAACCUCCUGUUCCAGAGGCUGUGACCCCCUUUCCCCUCCCUACUCCUUGCCCGUCUGAAGUGACUCUGUGUUGAGAGAUACAAAGUUGGGGAAGACGGCAACUUUACAAACCUCUGUUGGAUUAUCUCAAUGAUGGAUUUACCUGAGUACAUCACAGCAUGAUAAAAGCUUCGUGAGACUGGGUUUCAGAUGAUUGUAGAUUCCUCAAAGGGAACAGAGGGCAAGGAGGCAUUUCCUACAUCUUGGCAGCUAGCCUUUCAUAACAACCUACCCAAUGCAGUUGUUGGUAGAUAUGCAGUAUUUUGUUGUUCACAUGUGGAAUUAGAAAUUUUUGAUGUGUACUUUCUUUUUGUUUUUCAAAAUAAUGGGGUCUUUGACAUUUCAGAUCACUCCAUUUCUACUCCAGAAACUUUGGAAUCACACAAUACUUUUCAUGUGAAGUUUCGUUUGGUAAAACUGAAUGUAGGGUUUUUAAACCAAUGGAAUGAUUUAAUUUUGUCCUGUUAAAGUUCAAACAAAGCUAACUUGUUACAUCUGCAGAUUUUCAUAUUUUAGCAGUUGCCUGAUAAAUUUAAUCCAAUUUUAUUACCUUGUGUAGUGAUCAAAUGCUUCUUUGGGCUUGCAUGUAACUGAUUAGAAAUACAGUGUAAAUGAGCCGUUAACUGACGUAAAGAACUGCUAUGAAUUUGACCAGAGCUGCACUUACCUGUUUCUCUUUCUUGCUACCUUUUGCUGUUUGUUACUUUGUGUUGACGUUUGACUGUCCCUGGCAUUUUUUUCCCAGUCUCAAGUAAAACAAGAGUCUCACUGAAUAUUGUGUAUGUUUAAAAUAACAGACUGGUCUUCGUUUAGGAAAAAAAGAAGGUUCUUUAUCACAAGUCCUUUUAAAAAGAAAAAAUAUCUUGUCAGAUAUUUAGUAUUUUUAAGCAUAAGCACCCACUAGUAGAGAUUAAUCUGAUGAGUUUAUCCCUAACUUUUGAUGUCCUACACAGGCCUUCUGAGGUCUUAAAAGUAGCUAUUGUGGUUUUCUAACAGUGGCUACGCUAUUAUAAUAAAUGUGUUUUUUAAUGUGUGUUCAGAGUUGAACAUUUUAAAGGCAACUUCUCAAAGUUGUGAUGGUAGAAUCCACCUUCUGUUUCAAAACUGAAGUAAAAGCUAAGACAGUUUGUUUGUCUUUAAUUCAUAUUUUGUCUUGUCCCUUCACAUAUUAAGUUGAGUUAAAUGUGAAGACGGGGCUUUAACCUUUGGUUUGUCCUUUUUUUGGGCUAUAUCAUUAUUUAUGUGGGUUGUUUCUUUUCAUUUCAAGAGGAAUCUGUAUUUUCAUGAUGGACUGAAAUGGAUUGCAAUGGCUUAUAUUUAGUCAGGGUUUUGUUUUGUUUUUGGAAACUGUUUUAUCUGAAGACCAAAUAUGAGAAAUCUGUCCCAAGUAUCAUGUUAACCCCCACAGUAGAGCUGUCACAAUGUCAAUGCAGAUAAUACAUAUUAAAAAGAUUAUGAAAAAUGGAUGUACAAUAGCUGAAUUUAUAACAGCCACUAUAAGUUGGGUGAAACAAAACCAUUUCUGUAUCUGCAGCAUUCUAUUUUCUUUGCUGUGGUUAUCUUAUUUAGAAGUAAUUAUAUUGAAUUAUAUUGGCAAAAUGAUUAUAAAACUACUAUUUCAUGAUUAUUAGGCAAACUGCUGCAAGUUUUUUGAAUAAAAAAAUAAAAUCUGAUGAAAUUCUUUUAAUUCAUUCUAAAUAACUCAUACCCCCAAAGAUUUCUGAUAUAGUCAGUGUAGUUUAUGAGCUAGGCAGAGACGAUGUAAAAUAUUGAAAUAGGAUUUAAUCCUCAUAAUGUUAAUUCUCUAUGUCCAUGAGAAGAAGUUAAAACCCAAGCAGGUAGUAGUAUCUCCCCGUUGCCAUCUACCCUUGGCUAAGGAAUUCUUCUUGUCCUGUGUGACUAUGGGAAGCUCAAUGUGCCUAGCAGGAAUCAAGCAGUGGAUAAAAAGGCAGGUUAUUUUCCAACAUGGGUGCAUUUCCGUUUGAACCACUUGUUUUACCUUCCUUUUAUUUUUCAUUUUUGUCCAUCUACUUGGCUAUAAGAAAACCCCCAAAUACUUUACUGAAAUUUUAAUUUGGCCUGUCCUCCGCUUUUGCUGGGAAUGCUUGCACGAUUUUAACACGCAGAAAUUUCUUACAGCCACAAAUACCUUAUAUGCAAACCCGCCUAAUAGUUCAGCAUAUCCUAAUAUUUUUUAAUGUCACUGUUGCUUUAAAGAAAUUGAAUAACAGGCUCAUUGCAUAGGUCAGUGCUUCAUAAAUUGUCUGAGGUGGUGGUCAUCAACCUCCCCCCCCCCCAUGUGCCAGGUUCUGACAGUAUAUUGUGCUAUGUUUUGUUCUAUUUACAUAGUUACUUGGAAAUUAACUGUGAACCAGUAGCCUGUGGCUCAUAGACCAGCAUCAGUCCACUUUGAAUGGCACUGGCAUAUGCAAAGGCGUGUGCAGUUUCUGAAUAUGGGAUUAGAAUUGCUGUUAGAGCACCCCAAUGUCAGUGAUGGGAAGCCUUGAAGAUUAAAAUUAGCUAAUGUAGUUUCGUGGCUUUUAUGCAGAGUAAAAAAAAUGCAGUCACAGUGCUGAUGCACUAAGGAAUAUUGGGCUUGCUCUCAUUUGUGUACUUUUUAACACUUUACAAAGAUGAAAAACCAAAAAGCACCAAAGCAUCAUAAAAACACAGAACCAUGGAGUUGGAAAGUGCCUCUAAGGCUAGAGUCCAACCCCUUGCUUAGUGUAGGAACACUAGCUACACAUACCCCACAAUAGUUGUCCAGGCGCCACCACUUCUGUAGGUAAUUGGUUUCCUCUCAACUGUUUUGACCGCCCAGAAGUUCCUUCAGUAGAAAUCUACCCUCCUGUAACUUAAAACCAUUAAGCCAGAUCCUACCUUUUAAGGUAGCAGGGAAUAUGUGCUCUGCCCUUUGUGACAUCCCUUUAGAUAUUUAAAGAGGGCAUUCGUAUCACCUCUCAGUGAACGCACCCAGCUCUUUUAGCCUUUGCUCAUCUGUUUUGUUAUCCAUACCUCAUAUCUUCAUUGUUGCUCGUCUCUGAACCUGCUCCAACUUGUCUGUAUUCUUCUUAAAAUGAAAUGCCCCAAACUGGGUGCAGUUGAACAGUCUAUUUUGUGUUGCUUGCUGCUUGCUUCUCAGUGGCUGAGAGCAGAUAUAUUUUUAAUUCACUCUGAUAGAAGACAGAUGUAUUUGAGGACUCCUUUAGAUACCUGGACAAAGUGGGUCUAAGAACACAGCUCCUGACAUGAAAUACUUUGAACUCAUACGUUCACAAUGUCCUAACAGCAACUGAAUUGAUGUGGGCAAAGUGCUGCUAGGCAACAGGGCUAUCAUGACUACAGCUUUUUACAUCAUCCAUUCAGCUAUUUUCAAGAGGCGGCUCUGUGUAAAUUCUGAACAGUGGUACUGUUAUAAGCUAUGUAUGAUGAAAAAUGAAACAUGACCUCUAAUCAUCAA
Anolis sagrei ordinatus is the source of this 5766-nucleotide messenger RNA. It is a transcript of the gene FOXK2, whose product is annotated as forkhead box K2. The record is from RefSeq and is a predicted model, not a curated record. Gene Ontology annotation, biological process: regulation of transcription by RNA polymerase II. Gene Ontology annotation, molecular function: DNA-binding transcription factor activity, RNA polymerase II-specific; RNA polymerase II cis-regulatory region sequence-specific DNA binding; protein binding. Lineage: Eukaryota; Metazoa; Chordata; Lepidosauria; Squamata; Anolidae.